GGCGCGCCUCGGAGCCAUAGGCUUCCGGAGCGGAUGGCUCGGCUGCCUGCCGGGCCUGAAAGCCCUGGCGCCGUCGUGGCCCGAGUAGAGGAGUGAGGCGGCGUCUGCGCCCCUCGCCAUGGAGGGCAGCCCAGCCCCGGUCCGGGUCGCCAACCUCCGCCGCCGUCCGUGCCGCGCCUGUCAGCUCCCGCUGCUGCUCUCAGGGAGCCGUCUCCUCCUCACCUCGAAGCCAAAAUGAAGGAGACCCGGGGCGACGGCGGGGGCGCCCCCUUCUGCACCCGCCUCAACCACUCCUACCCCGGCAUGUGGGCGCCCGAGCGCUCCGCCGAGGCGAGGGGCAACCUUACGCGCCCCCCAGGGCCCGGCGAAGAUUGUGGAUCGGUGUCCGUGGCCUUCCCCAUCACCAUGCUGAUCACCGGCUUCGUGGGCAACGCGCUGGCCAUGCUGCUCGUGUCGCGGAGCUACCGGCGCCGGGAGAGCAAGCGUAAGAAGUCCUUCCUCCUGUGCAUAGGCUGGCUAGCGCUCACAGACCUGGUCGGGCAGCUGCUCACCACCCCCGUGGUCAUCGUCGUGUACCUGUCCAAGCAGCGCUGGGAGCAGCUCGACCCGUCGGGGAGGCUCUGCACCUUCUUCGGGCUGACCAUGACUGUUUUUGGGCUCUGCUCGCUCUUCAUCGCCAGCGCCAUGGCCGUCGAGCGGGCGCUGGCCAUCCGGGCGCCGCACUGGUACGCGAGCCACAUGAAGACGCGCGCCACCCGCGCCGUGCUGUUGGGCGUGUGGCUGGCUGUGCUCGCCUUCGCCCUGUUGCCCGUGCUGGGCGUGGGGCAGUACACCAUCCAGUGGCCCGGGACGUGGUGCUUCAUCAGCACCGCGCGAGGGGGCAACGGAACUAGCGCCCCGCACAACCGGGGCAAUCUUUUUUUCGCUUCCACCUUCGCCUUCCUGGGGCUCUUGGCCCUGGCUGUCACCUUCGCCUGCAACCUGGCUACCAUUAAGGCCCUGGUGUCCCGUUGCCGGGCCAAGGCCACGGCAUCGCAGUCCAGUGCCCAGUGGGGCCGGAUCACGACCGAGACGGCCAUCCAGCUCAUGGGGAUCAUGUGCGUGCUGUCGGUCUGCUGGUCGCCGCUACUGAUAAUGAUGUUGAAAAUGAUCUUCAAUCAGACAUCAGUUGAGCACUGCAAGACACACACAGGAAAGGAGAAAGAAUGCAGCUUCUUCUUAAUAGCUGUUCGCCUGGCUUCAUUGAACCAGAUCUUGGAUCCUUGGGUUUAUCUGCUGCUAAGAAAGAUCCUUCUUCGAAAGUUUUGCCAGGUAGCAAAUGCUGUCUCCAGCUGCUCUAAUGAUGGACAGAAAGGGCAGCCUAUCUCAUUAUCUAAUGAAAUAAUACAGACAGGAGCAUGAAAGAGAACACUUAAUUACCUUGCAUGUUCACAGCUUUUGGCAACAAAUAUCCCUAAACCUUACUGUGAAGUUAGGCAUCUCUGGCAUGCCACUGUUUAUGCAUUGAAGUGGAAUUUUUGAUAUAAAGCUAAAUAGUCUCAGAAUCAUAGAUAAUCCCUUAUGUGCCAAAAGUAUUGAAACACAAACAAAAAUAUAUUAAUAGCAGUCUAGUGUUUUUUGGGUCUCUGCCAUUUGUAGUUGAAUGUGAUUAAUUAUGUGAUGAAAACAUUUUUUAUAAAUGACCUUCGUCUAUUGGUGGGAGGCAGGGAUAGCUACUCUUCCAGUAUACUGAGCACAUGGGGGAUUUAACCGCAUAUAUCACUGAAGACAAGGAGAUAGCGAUUUGUUUUUGUUCAGGGACAUUGGUCUCUGUGUUCUCUUUCAUUGUUUCUCUACUUUCCCUCUGUCAUUCCCCCACCCUUACAUUUUUAGGAGAGUUUAAAUUGGAUGAAAAAAAGUAUCACAUAUCCAGAAUAUUCAUUGAUACUGAGUUAUUUAAAUAUUGCUCAUUAUAUCAAAUUAGCUCCUAACCUUACAGAGUUUAAGUUCUGGUUGGGUUGAUAAUUAGGUUUGCUCCUUACGUGAAUAAGAGUUCGUGACUACCAAAUUGCUAAAUAUUCUUUCUUUUGAAUACAUUUUGCAUUCCUACAAGCCUGGAGAAGAUUCAUGAAACUGAUCUAUAAGAGACAGUGAAGUGAUUUUUCCAAAUGCGGUGUAACAACUGCUUUGAGCAAAAUAUGGGUACUCUGAUUAAUUAUUUCCUCUGAUUUUUCCACCAAAAGUAUUCUCUGGUCUUUUGAAUCUUCAAAUACCAACUCUGAUUCUACAACAAAUAAAUAUUUUGAAGAUUUGAUGAAGACUUUCCAUUGUUUGGCCUAUUUAUAGGAUAAGAAAAUGAAUAAUUUUGGCCUGUUGCAGCUCUUUCUCUGCCCUGUCCUCAAAGUAACUCUAUCUAAAUAUUUAUUAUUAAAAUGUCUUUCCUACAAUAUACAUGAAUACAAACCUUGAUAGCUAAGCUUGACAUCUUUGUGGCACAAGUAGAUCACUACAUUAAGUUUUGGGAAUUGCAGUUUUUACAAAAGUGUCCCCAUCAAACACAGUGGUCCUUUAAGUUAAACCUACCCAAAAUGCUGUCACAUUCUUUGGCACAUUCAUUUUGUAAAUCCAUUUUAAUUGGUUUUAAUUGCAGGCUAUUUCAUUGCUUUCCUAGUUUUUUAAAAGCUUGAGAUUUAUACUUUGUAUA
This is a messenger RNA of Galeopterus variegatus (Sunda flying lemur), 2683 nucleotides long. It is a transcript of the gene PTGER3, whose product is annotated as prostaglandin E receptor 3 (subtype EP3). Gene Ontology annotation, cellular component: plasma membrane. The transcript is spliced from 2 exons. Gene Ontology annotation, biological process: phospholipase C-activating G protein-coupled receptor signaling pathway; adenylate cyclase-activating G protein-coupled receptor signaling pathway; negative regulation of gastric acid secretion. NCBI's taxonomy places the organism in Eukaryota, Metazoa, Chordata, Mammalia, Dermoptera, Cynocephalidae. Gene Ontology annotation, molecular function: prostaglandin E receptor activity. Bases 235 to 1401 code for a protein of 388 amino acids. The record is from RefSeq and is a predicted model, not a curated record.